Messenger RNA from Ciona intestinalis (vase tunicate), 1104 nucleotides. Lineage: Eukaryota; Metazoa; Chordata; Ascidiacea; Phlebobranchia; Cionidae. The record is from RefSeq and is a predicted model, not a curated record.
AUAAUUUAAAUGUUGUGCGCCUACUUUAAGUAGCACGGUAAAACGUCAUCAAAAUUACUAUAUUGCGCUUUGUUAUAUAAUUUCAGACUCUUUAUCCUUUGGUCCUUUAAUAUCUAAAUUUAUAAUGGCGUACUCUGGUUACGGAGGAGGACCACCGAGACAGCAAGGCUACCAACAACAACAACAACCACAUUAUCAACAGCAACAGUAUCCGGGUGGGUACGGUCAACCUCCUCAAACCCAACAACCAAAUUUGUCAGCCAUAUUCCAAAGUGUUGACAAAGACAGAAGUGGACAAAUUACAACUAAUGAAUUACAACAAGCACUUUCUAAUGGAACCUGGAAACCUUUUAAUCCUGAAACUGUUCGACUUAUGAUUGGUAUGUUUGACCACGACCACAGUGGUACUAUUGGCUUUAAUGAGUUCUCUGGAUUAUGGAAAUAUGUUACUGACUGGCAAUCUACAUUCCGUCAAUACGACCGUGAUAAUAGUGGAACCAUUGAUAAGAAUGAGUUAAAAACUGCUCUUGUUUCUUUUGGAUACAGACUCUCGGAUAAUUUUUUCACAAUCUUGUUACGAAAGUUUGAUCGUCAAAACAGAGGAACAAUCGCGUUUGACGAUUUUAUCCAAUGCUGCGUUGUGUUGCAGACAUUGACAAGUUCGUUUCGUCGCUACGACACCAACCAGAAUGGUUGGAUCAAUGUUUCGUACGAGCAGUUUCUUACCAUGGUCUUUAGUGUUCGUUCAUAAUGCACUUUACCCCCUCUGCCCCAAAUAUUGUUAGCACUCCAGUCUCAAUACUUAACUGGAACAGUAAAACUUAGCUGCUCAGAAGAGCAUUUGGUUUCCAUAGCAGUUCUGUAGUAGUUACCUAUUCCGGACCUAAUUGAUUGCACUACUUUAUACCAAAAUAUACGUUAACAUUUGAUUUAAGUGUAUGCAGACUCAAUUUUUGUACAUAUCUUCUAAAAUCUGUAGUUUCUGAAAUGUUUUACUCAAUUUUUCAAAUCUCGUUUUGUGUUAUUGGACUGCAACCAAGCCUACAAAGAAAUUGUAUUCAAAUUAUAAAGAUAAUUGUAUAAAUAUAACCAUGUAAAUUUAAA